Messenger RNA from Trypanosoma theileri, 1980 nucleotides. Its product is annotated as putative ATP-dependent RNA helicase. Gene Ontology annotation, molecular function: RNA binding; RNA helicase activity; ATP binding. The record is from RefSeq and is a predicted model, not a curated record. The transcript has a single exon. Bases 1 to 1980 code for a protein of 659 amino acids. Gene Ontology annotation, cellular component: nucleus. Lineage: Eukaryota; Euglenozoa; Kinetoplastea; Trypanosomatida; Trypanosomatidae.
AUGAUGUACGGUCAGCAAGGGGCACCACAGACCUUUAACCCUCACGCCAAUCCAUGGGGAGGCCACUCAUCCUUUGCUGAUGGACCUUCCCAGGGUGGCGGCUACAGCAGCUACAACAACUACCAGCAACGCCCUCCUCGAGACGGGUUCGUCGGCUAUGGCGGACGUGGUGGUGGUGGUGGCCGCGGUGGGGGUUAUGGCCGGGGAGGAGGCUUCGGCCACGACGGUGGUAUGCCCCGUGCUCCUCACUACCACAAUGAAAGCCCACCUUUCGCGUACCAUCGUGAGGAAAAACCCGAAGAGGAGAUUUUUAAGGAGCAUACACCUGGAAUCAAUUUUGACCAAUAUGAAGCAAUUAAGGUUCAACUCACGCCAAAUGAUACAGAACCGGCAGAGUCUUUCACCUCUAUGAGUCUUGUUCCUGCCUUAAGUGAAAAUGUUGCCCGUUGCCGUUACCAAAAGCCGACACCUGUACAAAAAUAUGGUAUUCCUGUUGUACUUAAGGGUCGAGACUUAAUGGCAUGCGCGCAGACAGGUUCUGGAAAGACUGCAGCCUAUCUUAUUCCUGCCAUCAAUUAUAUGCUCGUAAACAACCUCAAUCGUGCUAACCAAGGACAAGGAAGUUAUUCUGCUCCUUCAGCACUUGUAUUGGCUCCUACCCGAGAACUCUCUAUACAGAUUCAUGAAGAGGGUCGUAAGUUUACCUACCGUACCGGAAUUCGUUGUGUUGUCGUUUACGGUGGAGCAGACCCACGACACCAGGUUCAUGAACUUACUCGUGGAUGUGGGUUACUUGUGGCGACUCCUGGCCGUUUGUGGGAUAUGUUUUCGCGCGGUUAUGUGAGAUUUUCUGGAAUUCGAUUCCUUGUUUUGGAUGAAGCUGAUCGAAUGCUUGAUAUGGGAUUUGAACCUCAAAUACGUAUGAUUGUUCAAGGCCCAGAUAGUGAUAUGCCUCGUGCUGGGCAACGUCAGACAUUAUUGUAUUCUGCUACUUUCCCUACGGAGAUUCAGCAGCUCGCACGAGAGUUUUUGUACCGUCACGCCUUCCUUCAGGUUGGACGAGUGGGUUCUACAACAGAAAAUAUCACUCAAGACGUUCGUUGGGUUGAAGAUGUUGAAAAACGGGAACAUCUUCUUGCAUUAUUGCGCGAAAAUGAGGGUAAGAUUAUUCUUGUUUUUGUGGAGAAAAAACGUGAUGCCGAUUAUCUAGAAAGAUUUAUCCGCAAUAACCGUAUCACUUGCGCAUCUAUUCAUGGAGAUCGUGUGCAGCGUGAACGUGAAGAAGCACUUAAUAUGUUCAAGUCGGGUAAUUGCCAGGUUUUGGUUGCAACAGAUGUGGCCUCUAGGGGUCUUGAUAUCCCAAAUGUUGCUCUUGUUGUGCAGUAUGAUUUGCCAAGCAAUAUUGAUGAUUACGUACAUCGUAUUGGUCGAACAGGUCGUGCCGGAAAGAUGGGUGUUGCCAUCUCCUUCUUCAAUGACAAGAAUCGCAACAUUGUCGAUGACCUUAUCCCUCUACUAAAUGAGACCAACCAGUGCGUUAUUCCGCAGAUCUUGGAACUCGGAAAACGUCCCAACAACAAUAACAACGGUCGCGGUGGCGGCGGUGGCGGCUAUCGCGGUGGUGGCGCUGCCUUCCGUGGCUUUGGCGGUGGUGGUGGCCGCAUGGGCGGCGGCUAUCGCGGCGGCGGUGGUGGCGGCGGUCGCAUGGGCGGCGGUGGCGGCUACGGCGGCGGGGGCUACGGCGGUAUGGGCGGCGGUGGCGGCUAUCGCGGCGGUGGUGGCGGCGGCUACGGUGGCGGCUACGGCGGGGGAUAUGGUAGUGGUGGCCGUAUGGGCGGCGGCGGUGGUGGCGGCGGCUUCCGGGGCUUUGGCGCAGGCGGUCCGAACAACAAUAAUAACGCCACCAGCAAUAACGGUGGGGCCUUUGGUGGUCCGUCGGGGAACGUUCGGGUGAUGUUUGGUGAUGGCCUCGGUGCGUAA